UUUCACAAUUUUGUCCAAUCGAGAAAUGGGGAAUGUUUUUGUUUCGUCUCCGUUUAAUCAAUUGAGUCAACGCAUGAUCUCGGUCAACAACGAGAUUCGAAGAUUGAAUGAACUAGAAGCGAGGUCCGGCCGCAACUUUCCAGGCUCCGAUCACCGCCCGAUUGACCGAAGAAACUGGAUAUCCGGCCUUGACCCGGAGAAGGUCCACCUGAACCAGAUUGUCUGGCCCGGAACCCAUAAUUCCGGCUCCAACCAGAUAGGAGACAUCUUUACUCGACCAUUCGGUGAGUGCCAAUCUCUGUCCAUUUAUGACCAAUUAGUACUCGGUACUCGACUUCUCGAUGUUCGGGUCAACCAAAACCGCAACAUUUGUCACGGGCCACUUGUAAGUUACAAUGUUGACGUCGUGAUAAACGACAUCAGAAGGUUUCUUUCAGAAACAAGAUCGGAAAUAAUAAUUCUUGAGAUCCGAACUGAGUUCGAGCACUCUGACCCACCCGAAUUCCAGAAUUACCUGGAGCAGCAACUUGGGGAAUACUUGAUCCAUCAAGAUGAUCAAGUGUUUCACAAGACCGUGGCGGAGAUUCUUCCCAAACGAAUCAUAUGCAUCUGGAAGCCUCGAAAUACUGACCCUCCAAAACAGCGUAGCCCGUUUUGGAGUUCGGGCUAUUUGCAAGAUGAUUGGAUCAACACGAAUUUACCCGCGACAAAAUUCGAGGGUAAUUUGCAAAAUCUGAGUCAGCAACCCCCGGUGAGUUCCCGUGGGUACUUUUACCGGGUGGAGAAUACUCUGACAAUACAGGAUGUUCCGUUUGAAGACGUGCCCACGGUUACAUCCUGGAUUACUGGUUUCAGAAGGUUGUUCAUUGCACAAUGUUUUUCCAGAGGUAUCGCAAACCGGUUGCAGGUGUUUUCCACGGAUUAUAUUGAUGAAGACUUUGUUGAUGCCUGUGUUGGUCUUACGUUGGCUAGGAUCCAAGGGAGAGCUUGAGUUUGCAAAUUGUAAGUUGUAACCGCUGACAAUAUAGCGAACGGAACCGGUUGCAUUCUUGUUGUAUGUUUGAUAUUUGCUAACUUAUUUACGUAUAGAGUCAAAGAUUUGAGGUGGUUAUUUCAUGUAUGUUUUGACUUUAUCAAGUUGAGUCUGUAUUUUGUUUUGUUAAUUUUAUGAAGGAAAAAAAAAAUAAAACAGAAAAUUGCUCCAA
Messenger RNA from Erigeron canadensis, 1205 nucleotides. RefSeq lists its product as uncharacterized. The record is from RefSeq and is a predicted model, not a curated record. The transcript has a single exon. Gene Ontology annotation, biological process: lipid metabolic process. Lineage: Eukaryota; Viridiplantae; Streptophyta; Magnoliopsida; Asterales; Asteraceae. The coding region runs from base 26 to 991 and encodes 321 amino acids. Gene Ontology annotation, molecular function: phosphoric diester hydrolase activity.